AUGGCGGCUCUUUUGUCCGAAUACGAACAGCUGCCUCCCCGGCCAAUUCCGUUGAAGACGUUACGCGGAUUCGCUAACCCACCGACCCUAGAGUCUGUCCUAGAAUCUGCAUCUUAUGUUCGGGCGGAGCUUCCAAGGAGGCUGGUUCAGAGAGUUCGAGCUUUGGAUAGUCUACCUUUUAUCGUCGGGAUGAACCCAUUCAUAAUGCGAACACAUAAACUAUACCACUCGUCGUUUGAGCGCCUUGCAACAUUUCCAGAAGUGAAGGAUCUGGAAGAUAACGACGAAUUCUCUCGAGAACUGGAAAGUCUAGUUGAGAUGCACGCAAAUGACAUUCCUACGAUAGCCAAAGGCUUCCAGGAAUGCUCGAAAUACCUAAAUCAAGAUCGUAUUUCCUCGUUUUUGGACCUUUCUAUCAGAGGAAGAAUUGCUGUUCGGCUUAUUGCCGAGCAGCAUAUUGCCUUAUCCCGAGCCGUAAGGGAACAGAGUGGACAACGGCUUGGCAAGAGGCAAUCUGUAGGGGAAGUGGGGGUUGCAAGUGCCAACUGUGCACCUGCAGACAUGGUACGAAUGUGUGCUGCGUUUGUUAGCGAACUUUGUGAAGCCACCCUGGGCGCCACGCCCCCUCUAGUCAUCGAUGGGAUUGUAGAUACCAAGUUCGCUUAUGUUCCUGUACACAUCGAAUACAUCCUGACGGAGAUUCUCAAGAACUCGUACCGUGCAACAGUAGAACACCAUCAAAAAAUCGGUAAACGAUCUAUGCAUGACCUUCCCCCAGUCACAGUCACGAUUGCACCGCCCAUGGCACCCUCCAGCACUAUAGUUGACAAUGAAGAUCCAGCCGCAACCUCGGACGGAGAUAAACCAUCUGGCUCUUCCCCCUCAUACCUCAGCAUUCGAGUCAGGGAUGAAGGUGGAGGCGUACCUCCAACCAAUCUGUCACGCAUAUUUUCCUAUGCCUUCACGACCGCUGGUCGCUUGGCCCAGAUUGGCGAGGAUGAUGGUGGACCAUAUGCAGCGCAGCAUAUUGGAGGGGCAGCUGCGAUGGGCGGUGGCUCGGGCGCAGGGGCAGGUAAUGUGUUUGGGGAAAUCGCUGGAAGAGGGCUUCAGACAGGGAUGGGGACUAUUGCCGGGUUGGGAUAUGGUCUCCCAAUGGCACAAUUGUACGCCAAGUAUUUUGGUGGAAGUUUGCAGUUAAUAUCGUUGUAUGGGCAUGGAGCUGACGUGUUUAUCAAGCUGAAAUGCCUUGAUGAGGACGCGGACGUUGUAAUAUAG
Rhizoctonia solani is the source of this 1275-nucleotide messenger RNA. RefSeq names its product alpha-ketoacid dehydrogenase kinase. Bases 1 to 1275 code for a protein of 424 amino acids. NCBI's taxonomy places the organism in Eukaryota, Fungi, Basidiomycota, Agaricomycetes, Cantharellales, Ceratobasidiaceae. The transcript is spliced from 6 exons. Gene Ontology annotation, molecular function: pyruvate dehydrogenase (acetyl-transferring) kinase activity. Gene Ontology annotation, cellular component: mitochondrion. Gene Ontology annotation, biological process: regulation of glucose metabolic process; protein phosphorylation. The record is from RefSeq and is a predicted model, not a curated record.